UCCACCCGCUGUUUAGAGGCGAAGAGAUCAUCCUCAGUUGUUUCUACCCUUUCUUUUAUGUUGUAUUUGCUCUGCCAUCGCAAUGCUGACAUUAAUUAACCCUACUGUCGCAUUGGAGGGAGCAGUUGACCUCGUUGCAGCUGCUGCUCAUAUCUUAUCUAUAAAAGUAGACAUGGUUCUCUUAAGCAUUCCAUGAUCACCCCAGGACGUACGUGCGUCGACCAUGGAAGGAGAGACGGAGAUUGGGGAAACCAGUGUGGCGUUGCUGACGAAUGGGGAGGUGAAGGACGGGCCGGGAUUAGCGAGGAGGGCGUGGACGGAGUUGAAGAAGCUGUGGGCGAUCGUCGGCCCGUCCAUGAUCGGUAGACUUGCCUUGCAGACCAUGUCCGUCAUCACGCAAGCCUACGCUGGGCAUAUCGGUGACCUCGAGCUUGCUUCCUUCGCCAUUGCCUUUACUGUCGUCGCAUUUUUGGCCUUCGGCUUACUGCUUGGCAUGGCCAGUGCGUUGGACACUUUAUGCGGGCAAGCCUUCGGAGCCAAGCGGUACCACAUGCUGGGGGUGUACAUGCAGCGAUCGAUGGUGGUGCUCUUCCUUUGCGCCCUCCUGCUCCUGCCCUUGUACAUCUUCGCCACCCCGUUACUGGAGUUACUGGGGCAGUCCAAGGAAAUCGCACGGGAAGCCGGAUAUCUCUCCUUGUGGCUGCUUCCUCUCCACUUCUCCUUUGCAAUUCUGUUCCCGCUGCAGAGGUUCCUCCAGUGCCAGCUCAAGAACUCCGUCAACGCCGCCUUCACCGUCCUCGCUCUCCUCGUCCACAUCUUCAUCAGUUGGCUAUUCCUGGGGAAGCUUCAGCUCGGGUUGACGGCGGCGGCGCUGACGCUCGACUUCUCUUGGUGGAUGGCGGUGGCGGGUCAGUUUCUGUACGUCGUCUGUGGGGGAUGUCCUCGAACUUGGAAGGGAUUCUCCUUCGAAGCAAUGGCCGGGCUGUGGGAGUACCUCAAACUGUCAGCCUCAUCUGGUGUCAUGCUAUGCUUGGAGAUUUGGUAUUACAGGGUACUUGUUCUACUGGCAGGCAACCUAAAGAACGCCGAAAUAGCAGUGGAUGCUCUGUCAGUGUGCAUGAACAUAAAUUCCUGGGAGAUGAUGAUUCCAUUAGCUUUCUUUGCUGGCACAGGAGUUCGGGUAGCUAAUGAGCUUGGAGCAGGCAAUGGAAAGGGAGCAAGGUUUGCCACCAUCGUCUCUGUCACGACAUCUGCAGCCAUAGGCCUCAUCUUCUGGUCCCUAAUCAUUGGUUUCCACGACAAGAUAGCUCUCAUCUUCUCGUCGAGUUCGGUUGUGCUUGAAGCCGUUGACAGGCUCAGUAUCCUAUUGGCAUUCACCGUUCUUCUCAACAGUGUUCAACCAGUUAUCUCCGGUGUUGCUGUUGGGUCAGGGUGGCAAGCAAUGGCGGCGUACGUAAACAUAGGUUCAUACUACUUCAUUGGAAUCCCCAUUGGGAUCUUUCUAGGAUGGAUUCUUAAACUUGGCGUACUGGGGAUAUGGGCUGGAAUGAUUGGUGGAACAGGCAUUCAGACAUUGAUAUUGACCAUUCUGACCAUUCGGUGUGACUGGGAUAGAGAGGCAAUCAUAGCAAGGAAGCGUGUGGAGAAAUGGUCAGUUCCAGACGAAGAAGAAGAAGCUAAAUUCUCGAACCAGACAGGUUGCUUUGGGCAGAAAGAUGAACUCAAUUAUGAUGGCCAGUGAUUUAUGGAGCAAGUUACAUUUACUUGGGAAUAAGCAGCAAAUGAAGGGAAGGAAUAAGCUGUAUGCACUUCAAAACAAUUAGCUCUUGCAUACUAAGCUCUGGCAAUGUGCUAAAACAUUGAAAGGAACAGCUCCGGAAGUAUAGCUCUUUCCUUGGCUCGAAUCUUGUAUUCUUGCAGAUAAUAUGACAGGAGAGUUUCUAUACCUUAAAGUGGAUAUAAUGAUUAAGGCAAGUGAGCAAUUGCAUGCAGCUUUGCCAUGUUGCCAAGUUCUCCUCGUUCGAAGAGACUUGAUCCACUGUAGAAAGAAGCAAUUCACACAACAGUGAAAAGGAACCAUUGACACUGUGGAAGAGAUAGAAGGGUGAUGUGAAUGGAGACGAGAGAGGGCACGUAACACGAACGUGACUCGGGUUGAGAGCGGUCAGGUGAGAGGGAGACAGCACACGUGCGAAC
This is a messenger RNA of Musa acuminata AAA Group (dessert banana), 2196 nucleotides long. RefSeq names its product protein DETOXIFICATION 27-like. The coding region runs from base 224 to 1741 and encodes 505 amino acids. Gene Ontology annotation, cellular component: membrane. Gene Ontology annotation, biological process: xenobiotic detoxification by transmembrane export across the plasma membrane. The transcript has 8 exons. Gene Ontology annotation, molecular function: xenobiotic transmembrane transporter activity; antiporter activity. The record is from RefSeq and is a predicted model, not a curated record. Lineage: Eukaryota; Viridiplantae; Streptophyta; Magnoliopsida; Zingiberales; Musaceae.